Solanum stenotomum is the source of this 477-nucleotide messenger RNA. RefSeq names its product putative B3 domain-containing protein At5g66980. The record is from RefSeq and is a predicted model, not a curated record. The transcript has 2 exons. Bases 1 to 477 code for a protein of 158 amino acids. NCBI's taxonomy places the organism in Eukaryota, Viridiplantae, Streptophyta, Magnoliopsida, Solanales, Solanaceae. Gene Ontology annotation, molecular function: DNA binding.
AUGGAGAAACGGAAAAGAGGAAGACCCACGAAGAAUAUUAAGCCUUUGAUUUCUGAAGAAAAAGGAAAACACGCCGUCGCCGGAACUUCCUCACCGGUCAGCCGGCGGCGGCCGGAGUUCUUCAAGCUCUUCCUUUCUGAUCGGAGCUCUCAACAACUUGUUUUGCCUAAGGACUUUAGUAGAAAAUAUGGGGAGAAUAUGAAAGAAAGAAGCAAAAUUAAGGACUUGUGUGGGAAUGUUUGGGAUGUAUGUGUUGAAAAGAGUGAAGAUGGAGUUGUUAUUUUCAUUGGAAAAGGAUGGGAAGAUUUCAUAAAAUAUCAGUCUCUGAAGAAUGGGUAUUUCUUGAUAUUCAUAUAUGAUGAUGAAGGGGACUCUUCAUUUACUGUCAAAGUAUUCACUACAAAUGGCUGCAAGAAAUCAGUGCCUAUGACUAUACAAAAAAAUCAAGGAAGAGACCAUGUCAUAUACAAGUAUUAG